AUGAAUGACCCAGCCUUCAACCAGCGCGAAAAAGGUUUCGAGGAUGACUAUAUCCGUAGAAGAGAAGCUGAAAAAUUCGCACAAAAGAGAGGCGCUGCGGCACAACCACAGCAGCCCGGCUCGAAUCAGAGUGGGACGAGUCAGGGUGCUGCCACUACAGGUAAAGCUGCUGGGACUUCGGAUGCGACUGGGAAGUAA
Lithohypha guttulata is the source of this 198-nucleotide messenger RNA. RefSeq lists its product as uncharacterized. The coding region runs from base 1 to 198 and encodes 65 amino acids. The record is from RefSeq and is a predicted model, not a curated record. Lineage: Eukaryota; Fungi; Ascomycota; Eurotiomycetes; Chaetothyriales; Trichomeriaceae. The transcript has 2 exons.